AUGGCGUCCCACGAUGGAAAGGAUUCAAAGAGCAGCCGCACAUCUUUUUAUGCUAUUAGUCAUAACAGUAUGCGGGAAAAAGUUGAAAGACCUGCCUACUUGAACUGUCUAAUCCCCCCGAGGAGCCCAUCAUCAACUAACGAUGGUACAUCCACUGCAAGUAAAGAGGGGAAACAAACAACAACAUCGGCUAACAAGAGUACAUCUUCAGCAAGUGGCGCAAAAAAGCCCCCUGCACCAUCGGUUGAGGAAGAGGUUGAGGGAAAAACACCUACAGCAACAAACGAGGCAACCCGUGAUGACACAUUUGGUUCAGCAGCUGGUUUUGAUAAGAAGGCAGAGGACCGAUUUAAGAGAAUAUUUAAAAAGGUAGAAGUAGAUCACCCGAUUUCUGGAAUACUCAAGUACGUCUCUGAACAAGGCAAGAAUGACCGAACACUUAUAGUAGGCCGAGGAAAAGAUUGGUUUUCAACUGAGGAUAUGAACAGUGGAAAGAUCAUAACGUACACUGCAAAACCGCAAAACGUACUGGCACUGCUGGGAAAGAAAAUGGUUGGCUAUAAGCGUCCAUGCAUCCCACGUAAGGACAAUGAAGCAUGGAAAGUCAGCAUUACCUUUGAUAAGGAUGAUUACGACCUUGUCGAAUUGCACGGCUUCGAUAGAAGGGUUAUUACAUAUGGUCAGGGUUUUAUAGAACAUCUCAAAGACACGGACUAUGUUGUUAAAGACGGCAAAGUCAUUGAUAAAAACGCAAAGUGA
Messenger RNA from Fomitiporia mediterranea MF3/22, 759 nucleotides. RefSeq lists its product as uncharacterized. The coding region runs from base 1 to 759 and encodes 252 amino acids. The transcript is spliced from 2 exons. The record is from RefSeq and is a predicted model, not a curated record. NCBI's taxonomy places the organism in Eukaryota, Fungi, Basidiomycota, Agaricomycetes, Hymenochaetales, Hymenochaetaceae.